AUGGAGAUCCAUUUGCCUGCAGUGCCCCUGGCAGAAAUCUUCAGCUAUCUGGACGGCUUCAGCUUGCUCCAGGCUGCCCAAGUGAACAAGAGCUGGAAUGUGGUCGCAGACAGGGAGAGCCUGUGGAGGAGGCUGUGUCUGAGGAAAUGGUGCUUCGGUGACGUCACCCGGGAACACCUGUGCACACAGCUGUGGCAACAGCUGGGUGCGCAGACCUGGAAACAGUUCUUCCGCCGCCGAACAAGACAAGUGCUGGGGCCCCUGGAGGAGAUACUUAUACUGUUUCCUCUUUUGGCCAAGUAUUGUUCGGGUUUCCUUGCAGGAGACUUUAGACAUAUGGCGUAUCUCUCAGGAAGUGGCCUCGCCAUGGAUGGACAAGGGAAGUCGAUCCUCUGCACUGUGUCUGACAAGGACAUGCUUUCUACUUGGGAUGUGCAAGAGGGUGUUAUGAUCUGGUCAAGUCCAGUCCAGGACAGCAUCAUCACCAACCUGGCUACCCUUCCUGAGAUGCAGCUUGCCAUCACUGUAGACUUGCAAAAAACCAUCAAAGUGUGGAACUGUCACAAUAGGACUGCUCUAGCUACUUAUACCAUGCCCUAUGGAUGUUCUAUUUUGAGAGCUUUUUUUAGAAAAGAUGGCCCAUUCCUCAUGGUGGGCGAUUAUGCUGGUCACAUCUACACAUUUAUGUUACCUGAGUUGAGGUCUCUUUCUGUGAUCCGAGCAUUUGAAUAUGGUGUUGAAUUGCUAUGCUGCUCUCCUGAGAAUAAAUGGGUCUUUGCAUGUAAGACACAUCCUCAUGUCUACCCAAAGGUGCUUCUAAUGGACUGCUUCCUGAGACCAUCAGAGGGAUGCUUCCCCAUGUAUGUCUGUCUCCCAUUUGCAUUCGGUUUUACAGCUUGUUGGACCCCAAGGAGAGAAAACAGGAUAACACUGAUGUACCGGAGAGGCUCCCACAGAUACACCGGAUUUAUCACAUUUGAUCUAGGACUGAAGAACACUGGGAACAAAAAAGCUAUUGUAGCACAGCCAAUUGAAGGCUUCCUGUUGCCAGCACAUAUAGGCACCCCAAGGACGAUGGGAGUCAGUGAUGCAAAUGUGAUCAUUUUUGGAAGCGGGCCGUAUCUGUUCCUCUACACCACUGAUGGACUCCAGCUGCAUCGAUUUGAGGCCCACCAGAGAGACAUCAAGACCCUAUGGGUGGAUUCUCUGCAUGUCCUUUCCACAUCUGAGGAUGGUUCACUGAAUGUGUACAUGUGGGAGGAGGGAGGCCGUCAUCUCAAGAGCUGCUGUCAUCUGGAAUACAUGAGGAGUCGUCUGCCACCACACUGGUAA
This is a messenger RNA of Nannospalax galili (Upper Galilee mountains blind mole rat), 1332 nucleotides long. Its product is annotated as F-box/WD repeat-containing protein 12-like. The transcript is spliced from 9 exons. The record is from RefSeq and is a predicted model, not a curated record. The coding region runs from base 1 to 1332 and encodes 443 amino acids. Gene Ontology annotation, molecular function: protein binding. NCBI's taxonomy places the organism in Eukaryota, Metazoa, Chordata, Mammalia, Rodentia, Spalacidae.